Molecule: messenger RNA, 762 nt
Organism: Salvelinus sp. IW2-2015
Lineage: Eukaryota; Metazoa; Chordata; Actinopteri; Salmoniformes; Salmonidae
Gene: timm9
Product: translocase of inner mitochondrial membrane 9 homolog
Source: RefSeq, a predicted model, not a curated record
AAUUUCCAAUUCCUUCCUUUCAAGCCUCUCGAAACUGUUGGUGCCGCAGCCACUGUAGUCCCCUUUUCACAACGUCACAUGUCCUUCAGAAUCUGGAAAUCUCGUCGAUUUGAACCACCAUGGCUAUCCAGGUAACAGAAGCGGACCAGGUUAAACAGUUUAAAGAAUUUCUUGGCACCUACAACAAACUCACCGAGAACUGCUUCAUGGACUGUGUGAAGGAUUUUACCACAAGAGAAGUAAAGUCAGAGGAGUCCACCUGCUCGGAGAGCUGCCUGCAGAAGUACCUAAAGAUGACCCAGCGCAUCUCCAUGCGCUUCCAGGAGUACCACAUCCAGCAGAACGAAGCCCUGGCUCAGAAAGCAGGCUUAAUGGGACCACGGUAGAGAAAUUCUGCCCUUUACACGCCCAUCCAGUCUGGUCCCAACUCAAUGUGAAUCAGUGGAUGGCUAACACCAGCCACAAACUUGUCCUUGUCUACCUCCACUACUUCUUAGGCUGGGGCUGAUGAUGGCUUGGACACUUUUAUCCAGAAAAGCCUGAUCAUGAUGUAUGAGAUCAUGUUGACUUGCGAUCCAGGCAGAACAUGAGAUAAAAAUAAAGUAGCUACCUUUGUUUUUAUUAUAGUCAAAGUCUGAUUGUUGAAUAAGGUAAUGACAAUCCUGGGUAUUAGUCUGUCUCCUUUAUUCUAUGAUAAUGCCCAUUUGUUCUCUGAACUGUUUCUGCACCAUUCAUUAAACAUUGGCAUACUGCUAAAUUACC